CCGGUCCCGCGCUGGGCCUGGGCGGGGAAAAGCCGGGGCGGGGCGGCGCAAGCGCCUUGUUCGCGACCUCGGGACAGCGAGCGGCCUCCUGCGCUCAGUACUGCCCGGACCCGCCACCGCCGCUAUGUUGUGCCGCCUGGCUGCCCGGGGCAGGAGUCGCACUCAGCUGAUUGCAGCUUUGGGAUGUUCGGCCUCCAGGCAAAAACACACUCUUCCUGACUUGCCUUAUGACUAUGGUGCCCUGCAACCCCACAUCACUGCAGAAAUCAUGCAGCUACACCACAGCAAACAUCAUGCUACUUAUGUAAAUAAUCUGAAUAUUGCAGAGGAGAAAUAUAAAGAGGCAUUGGCAAAAGGUGAUGUUACAGCUCAGGUGUCUCUUCAGCCUGCACUAAAGUUCAAUGGUGGGGGUCACAUCAACCACACCAUCUUCUGGACAAACCUUUCUCCUAACGGGGGAGGAGAGCCUCAAGGGGAACUGAUGGAAGCCAUCAAGCGUGACUUUGGCUCCUUUGGAAACUUCAAGGAGAAGCUGACGGCAGUAUCGGUUGGUGUUCAAGGUUCAGGAUGGGGGUGGCUUGGUUUUAACCAGGACCAAGGCCGUCUGCAGGUCACUGCUUGUUACAAUCAAGACCCUCUGCAAGGAACAACAGGUCUUAUUCCUCUGCUAGGAAUUGAUGUGUGGGAGCAUGCUUAUUAUCUUCAGUAUAAAAAUGUUAGACCUGACUAUCUAAAAGCUAUCUGGAAUGUGAUCAGCUGGGAGAAUGUAUCUGCAAGAUUCACAGCUUGCAAAAAAUAAAGUGGAGGUCUCACACAGACUAUUACAAGAGCACCAGUUCUACUCUGAAAUAAUUUUUGUAGUAGUGUGUUUACUGGCUUGUUAAUGAGUCGAUCCACUGCUGAAAACACUUUAAUGCAUCCAAUGAAAACAUUUGCAAUCAAGCCAAGUGUCGAAUUCUGUGAAAGGUAUUUACCCAUAGACUUAAAGCUUUAAACUCUUGUGCAACAAGUGGAAACAAUUCUCUAAUUCUUUGUAGGGAUAUAACUCUUUAACAUUUAAUUGUGGUUCUGCUGAAGUUUCCUGUAGUUGAUAGCAGUAAACUUAUGAAUGUAUCUAGUAUUGUUCUUUACUACAGAAGGGAAAACCAAGCUAAUCUACAUCACAGUGGCUUUGUGAGGAAUAGUUACAUAUGAAGCACUAUAAAAGUGCUAAUUAUUAAUAAAUAACAUACCAAUACAUCUCACAAUACUUGCACAGAUUGUUAGGGAAACUUUGUUUCCAGGAGCAUUUAAUGAUUUCAAAGGCAAAAGUGAUACUCAAAAUAACUAUUACAAGUUAAAUAUGCAGUGCCAGGGAGCUUCCUUUAGAAAGUGAUAGUAGCAAACAUUUGAAAAAAAAAAAAAAAAAAAAAAAGACUGCAUUGAAUGGGGAGUAGUGGGACACCUGAUUCACUUGUGGUAAGGGGGUUUGUUAUGCUCUUGAAGCUUCAGUGUAUGAGUUUUGGUCCCUUUAUUUAGGAGCCAGUGAAGACAGAAGUAUUUUCCCACAGCUGCGCUCUGUUCCAUAUGGAAAUAUAAUUGACAGCAAGUGAUGAUGAUCCGAUUACUGACUGUUUUCUGAUGCUUAUUGAUCUAACUUAAUUCCUUGUUGCACUUAAGUAUUCAAGUAGAAAUGUAUGUACCUUAUUUGUUGCCAUAAAUAAAAAUAAAAAAAUUCAAUAACUGAA
Trachemys scripta elegans is the source of this 1727-nucleotide messenger RNA. It is a transcript of the gene SOD2, whose product is annotated as superoxide dismutase 2. NCBI's taxonomy places the organism in Eukaryota, Metazoa, Chordata, Testudines, Emydidae. Bases 125 to 799 code for a protein of 224 amino acids. Gene Ontology annotation, biological process: superoxide metabolic process. The transcript is spliced from 5 exons. Gene Ontology annotation, cellular component: mitochondrion. Gene Ontology annotation, molecular function: superoxide dismutase activity; metal ion binding. The record is from RefSeq and is a predicted model, not a curated record.